Messenger RNA from Metopolophium dirhodum (rose-grain aphid), 1528 nucleotides. RefSeq lists its product as uncharacterized. Bases 1 to 984 code for a protein of 327 amino acids. The transcript has 6 exons. The record is from RefSeq and is a predicted model, not a curated record. NCBI's taxonomy places the organism in Eukaryota, Metazoa, Arthropoda, Insecta, Hemiptera, Aphididae.
AUGAGCUUUGGCGGUCUCGUUUCGAAGACGGGAAUGUUUGAAAGACGAGUAAUUGAAAGAUUUCCUAUUAAAAAUGAAGAAUUAACUCAGCUGUGGGUAAAUGCUAUUAGAAGGAAAAAUUUCAAUCCAACUCAGUGGAGUCGUACUUGUAGUGUGCAUUUCACUGAGAAUGAUUUUAUGAUUAGGCCAGAUGCAGACCGACCAUUAUUGAAAAUCAAUGAUGUACCUUCCGUGUUUCCUUCAUUUUCAACAUAUUAUCAAAAUAAAAAUAAAAAACCAAGAAAGCCACCUACUCUUAGAACUAUAACUAAUGAAGUCCCUAUUCCAGCAGGUGCCGAAACCGUUAAAUUUAUCAGAACUAUUGACAGGAUAUUUGAUUUCCUGAACACCCGUAAUCCAUAUGGUAAAGGAUACAAAAAACCACUCUAUAAAAGUGAUAUUGAAAAUAUGAAAAAAACUAUUAUACCGUUAGUUGAUUAUUUAUUAAGUUUAACCAAUAUAAAUGGUACAUUCAUUUGUGAUACUCCUCGGAGAACUUUUAUAAUUGGUUUUGCUGUAGCUGUAAAAUCAGUAUUUUCUAUUGCUGAAGAACUUCUAAAUAAUUUUGAUUACAAGUAUUUUUUAACAUACAAACUUUCCCAAGACCAUAUAGAAAUACUGUUUUCAAAAAUUCGACAAAGGUUUGGUCAUAACAAUAAUCCUAAUGUAUUAGAAUUCAGAACAGCAAUGAAACAAAUAUUAUUGAAAAACUCUGUCACUUCUUCAUAUGCAGCCAACUGCAUGGCUUUUGAUAAAUCCAGCAAUGAAAGUGUUUUUGAAAUACGUUGGGCAAAAAGAAAUUCUGCGGACAUUUGUCAUUUACAUGAUGAAAGUAUCUUAGAGGAAACGGAAAAAGAAGAAGAAAUACCAGAUAUAUUCAUGAAUGAAGCUGAUGGCUUUAGGAUGGAACAUAUGAGGAAGCUAGAAGCAAAUUACCAAAUAUGAAAAUAAUGAUGAUGUUGAAAGCUCGAAUAUUGAAAACCGGGGUCGUGGAAAGCGUAAAAAAAACCAAAUACUUGGUAAAAUAAUUCAGAAUCAGAUAGUCAAUCACCAUCAAUUAUAAGUUAUAACUAUGCCAGAACCUCCUACUUGGAUAAGAUCCCUUGAUGAUUCUCAUAGAACAAACAAAUUAAAGCCUUCUAUUAACAUCACAACUCCAGUUUCACAAAACCAAAUUAGGGAAUCUACAAAAUCUACAACUAGUCUUACGACUCCAGUGUUCAAAAAAGUCACAUCAAUUUUUACCUAAAUAAUCCACAUUUAAAAAGUAUUCUUAACAAGACUGUUAACAUAAUAUUAUAAUAUUAAAAUAUUUUUUUCCUCAAAUUACUAUAUAAAAGUUUAUAUUUAUUUUAGACUUGUUGAAUAAUAUUAUGUUGACGUAUUGUCAGUGUUACUGUUAUCGAAAUAAUCACAUUAUUCGUGACUAUUAUUAUCCGUGAUUCGUGAACACGUUAUUAUCUUGAAAUCGCGAUUAUGACUACAGGAA